CAGUUUCGCAAGAAACAUAACUGCAAUAUGAAGCUCUUUAUCGCUGCUUUAUUAACUCUCUGUGGUGUAGCUGCUGGUAACUAUGUGCGAGUUUGUUACUACACGAACUGGUCUCAAUACCGCAGACAACCAGUGAAGUUUUUUCCAGAAAACAUCGACCCUUCUUUGUGUACACAUAUUGCAUUCGCGUUUGCUAAAAUUAAUCCAGUAGUAGGAAGAUGUGAGUGUAUCAGCGCAAACUUAAAUUGUUAUAUUUAUCUAUACAUCUAUAAUCUUCACCAAUUGUGCAUAAACAUUUUUGUUUUUAAAACUAUUAAAAUCCACAUCAUAAUUUUUAUCGUAGAUCAUACUUUGGGAACAUUUGAAUGGAAUGACGAGGCAAUGUACCAAAAAAUAAUGGCAAUGAAAACACAAAAUCCAAAUCUGAAAGUUUUGUUAGCUGUUGGUGGGUGGAAUCACGAAGGUGAAGGAUCUGGAGGACCUUUCUCAAAAAUGGUAAACUCCGAUUUCAAUCGAAUGAAGUUUAUAAAAUCAGCUGUAGCAUUACUGAGGACACAUGAAUUUGAUGGAUUUGACUUAGAUUGGGAGUAUCCUGGCAAUCGAGGGAACUCUCCACCAGGAGAUAAACAAAAGUUUACUCAACUUUGUCGUGAAUUAUUAGAAGCUUUUAAAUAUGAUGCCAAUGUGAGGCAGCAAACAAGAUUGCUAUUGACAGCUGCUGUUGCUGCUGGGUACUCAACAAUUGAUAAAGCUUAUGAAAUUUCAAAACUGGGACAAUAUCUAGACCUGUUAAACUUGAUGACCUACGAUUUACAUGGUUCCUGGGAAUCAAUUACUGGACAUCAUACAGCAAUGGCUACUGAUGGUGCAGGUGCAGGUCGCGAAAAAUUGACCGUACCAUAUGCAGUCGAUUAUUGGAUCAAUGGAGGAUUUCCAGCAAACAAGAUUGCUCUUGGAUUGGCAACGUAUGGUCGUGCGUUUACCCUCGUAAAUGCUGAUAAUAAUGGCUUGGGAGCACCUGCAACUGGUGAUGGGCCAAAGGGUCCGUUUACAAAUCAAGCAGGUUCCUUAGCCUACUAUGAAAUUUGUAGCAUGAGAUUAAAUGUCGUAUCAGACAAUGCAGUUAUGGCUCCUUAUGGAUUUAAUAAGACAACAUGGGUUUCGUUUGAUGAUCCAAUGAGCUUGAUAUAUAAAGUGAACACUCAAGUAAAAGCUAAAGGAUUGGCUGGUGCCAUGUUUUGGUCACUCGAUACGGACGACUUUAAUGGAAUUUGUUCAAUGGGACGAUAUCCUCUAUUAACAGCAGUGAAAACUGCUUUAGGAGAAUAUAUUCCACCACCUGAACCCACGUUUGGACCAAUGCCAUCUAGCACAACAACAACCUCUACAUCAAAUCCGAUGUCUUCAAGCACUUCUUCAACCACGUCUACCACUGGUGGCAGUACUUGCCGGGGCGUUGGACUUUACGCUUCUAAUCAACGUAUGGUGGAAUGGUGCAAUAAUAACUGUGCCCUUGGUCACUGUCCGGCAACACAUUGCAUAUUAUUCCAAUUUCUGUUCUAUAGAGGAUUAUCAAAGAUAUUUGGAGUUAGACUUUUGCUACAACGUCAACCGAGCAAGCAAAUAUCUGUUUAUCAUCAGGGACUUAGGUCGCUCCACACACAGCUAGUCUCUCCACACUAUAUCAUUGCCUUUUCAUCUAUUUUGUUUGUGAUGUCAUGUAUUAGACAAAUGUCACGCUGUGGAGUGUCGAAAUGCAAUAUAGAUCCCAUCGGUACAGAAUAUUGUGAGGGUAAUUUUUACUCUUUUACUCUCAAAAUACCAAGCUACGUCAGCUUGCUUUACAAUAUGAAACCUCGUCUAUUACUUCUCGGCUCUAAUCAAAACCCGUCUCCAAUCAAAACCCGUAUAUCAUCAACCUGCACCAGGGCUAUUACGGAACCGUCCCGUCAGGAAGUCAUAAGCGUUGAAGGGCCCUUGGGACGAGGUUGGUCAAGAUGCGUUUCCAUAUGGAAUAAUGAUCUCACAAUGUUUUACAUAUCUGGGUGUAUGAAUAUAGAAAAACAGCAUGUAAAACUCACGUUUGUGAAAUACAGACUGUCCACUACGGCUAUUAGUUGGUGCGCAUCAAUUUUAUUUGAAGGCAAGGUAAUCUUUACAGAGCGACAAAAGCACGUUUUCUGUUUUGCUACAACGAACCUUGAGCUAAAGACAGAAAACAUGACGGCUGUCAAUUCAUCUCCGUGUUUUGACGCUACUGAUGACGGCUCGGUUUCAAUUUUCAGCAAGAUCCCUGUCAAAAAGGCUAGGGACAGUAAAAAAUCUCAAUCAAGUAGAGAUGGUUUAUUCCUCCAACGGAAUCAAGUAAAAUUCGGCGAAGUUCUUCUGACAAGAAAAGUUAGAAAAUCGUUAACGUAUCACAAACAGUUUCGCAAGAAACAUAACUGCAAUAUGAAGCUUUUUAUCGCUGCUUUAUUAACUCUGUGUGGUGUAGUUGCUGGUAACUAUGUGCGAGUCUGUUACUACACGAACUGGUCUCAAUACCGCAGACAACCAGUGAAGUUUUUUCCAGAAAACAUCGACCCUUCUUUGUGUACACAUAUUGCAUUUGCGUUUGCUAAAAUUAAUUCAGAUCAUACGUUGGGAACAUUUGAAUGGAAUGACGAGGCAAUGUACCAAAAAAUAAUGGCAAUGAAAACACAAAAUCCAAAUCUGAAAGUUUUGUUGGCUGUUGGUGGGUGGAAUCACGAAGGUGAAGGAUCUGGAGGUCCUUUCUCAAAGAUGGUAAACUCCGAUUUCAAUCGAAUGAAGUUUAUAAAGUCAGCUGUAGCAUUACUGAGAACACAUGAAUUUGAUGGGUUUGACUUAGAUUGGGAGUAUCCUGGCAAUAGAGGGAACUCUCCACCAGGAGAUAAACAAAAGUUUACUCAACUUUGUCGUGAAUUAUUAGAAGCUUUUAAAUAUGAUGCCAAUGUGAGGCAGCAAACAAGAUUGCUAUUGACAGCUGCUGUUGCUGCUGGGUACUCAACAAUUGAUAAAGCUUAUGAAAUUUCAAAACUGGGACAAUAUCUAGACCUGUUAAACUUGAUGACCUACGAUUUACAUGGUUCCUGGGAAUCAAUUACUGGACAUCAUACAGCAAUGGCUACUGAUGGUGCAGGUGCAGGUCGCGAAAAAUUGACCGUACCAUAUGCAGUCGAUUAUUGGAUCAAUGGAGGAUUUCCAGCAAACAAGAUUGCUCUUGGAUUGGCAACGUAUGGUCGUGCGUUUACCCUCGUAAAUGCUGAUAAUAAUGGCUUGGGAGCACCUGCAACUGGUGAUGGGCCAAAGGGUCCGUUUACAAAUCAAGCAGGUUCCUUAGCCUACUAUGAAAUUUGUAGCAUGAGAUUAAAUGUCGUAUCAGACAAUGCAGUUAUGGCUCCUUAUGGAUUUAAUAAGACAACAUGGGUUUCGUUUGAUGAUCCAAUGAGCUUGAUAUAUAAAGUGAACACUCAAGUAAAAGCUAAAGGAUUGGCUGGUGCCAUGUUUUGGUCACUCGAUACGGACGACUUUAAUGGAAUUUGUUCAAUGGGACGAUAUCCUCUAUUAACAGCAGUGAAAACUGCUUUAGGAGAAUAUAUUCCACCACCUGAACCCACGUUUGGACCAAUGCCAUCUAGCACAACAACAACCUCUACAUCAAAUCCGAUGUCUUCAAGCACUUCUUCAACCACGUCUACCACUGGUGGCAGUACUUGCCGGGGCGUUGGACUUUACGCUUCUAAUCAACGUAUGGUGGAAUGGUGCAAUAAUAACUGUGCCCUUGGUCACUGUCCGGCAACACAUUGCAUAUCGAGCAAGCAAAUAUCUGUUUAUCAUCAGGGACUUAGGUCGCUCCACACACAACUAGUCUCUCCACACUAUAUCGUUGCCUUUUCAUCUAUUUUGUUUGUGAUGUCAUGUAUUAGACAAAUGUCACGCUGUGGAGUGUCGAAAUGCAAUAUAGAUCCCAUCGGUACAGAAUAUUGCGGAAUUCUAACUUGUUCGAUAAUCAACAUUGAAUGCGUUUCCAUAUGGAAUAAUGAUCUCAUAAUGUUUUACAUAUCUGGGUGUAUGAAUAUAGAAAAACAGCAUGUAAAACUCACGUUUGUGAAAUGCAGACUGUCCACUACGGCUAUUAGUUGGUGCGCAUCAAUUUUAUUUGAAGGCAAGGUAAUCUUUACAGAGCGACAAAAGCACGUUUUCUGUUUUGCUACAACGAACCAUGAGCUAAAGACAGAAAACAUGACGGCUGUCAAUUCAUCUCCGUGUUUUGACGCUACUGAUGACGGCUUGGUUUCAAUUUUCAGCAAGAUCCCUGUCAAAAAGGCUAGGGACAGUAAAAAAUCUCAAUCAAGUAGAGAUGGUUUAUUUCUCCAAUGGAAUCAAGUAAAAUUCGGCGAAGUUCUUCUGACAAGAAAAGUUAGAAAAUCGUUAACGUAUCACAAACAGUUUCGCAAGAGACAUAACUGCAAUAUGAAGCUUUUUAUCGCUGCUUUAUUAACUCUGUGUGGUGUAGUUGCUGGUAACUAUGUGCGAGUCUGUUACUACACGAACUGGUCUCAAUACCGCAGACAACCAGUGAAGUUCUUUCCAGAAAACAUCGACCCUUCUUUGUGUACACAUAUUGCAUUUGCGUUUGCUAAAAUUAAUUCAGAUCAUACGUUGGGAACAUUUGAAUGGAAUGACGAGGCAAUGUACCAAAAAGUAAUGGCAAUGAAAACACAAAAUCCAAAUCUGAAAGUUUUGUUGGCUGUUGGUGGGUGGAAUCACGAAGGUGAAGGAUCUGGAGGUCCUUUCUCAAAAAUGGUAAACUCCGAUUUCAAUCGAAUGAAGUUUAUAAAGUCAGCUGUAGCAUUACUGAGGACACAUGAAUUUGAUGGGUUUGACUUAGAUUGGGAGUAUCCUGGCAAUCGAGGGAACUCUCCACCAGGAGAUAAACAAAAGUUUACUCAACUUUGUCGUGAAUUAUUAGAAGCUUUUAAAUAUGAUGCCAAUGUGAGGCAGCAAACAAGAUUGCUAUUGACAGCUGCUGUUGCUGCUGGGUACUCAACAAUUGAUAAAGCUUAUGAAAUUUCAAAACUGGGACAAUAUCUAGACUUGUUAAACUUGAUGACCUACGAUUUACAUGGUUCCUGGGAAUCAAUUACUGGACAUCAUACAGCAAUGGCUACUGAUGGUGCAGGUGCAGGUCGCGAAAAAUUGACCGUACCAUAUGCAGUCGAUUAUUGGAUCAAUGGAGGAUUUCCAGCAAACAAGAUUGCUCUUGGAUUGGCAACGUAUGGUCGUGCGUUUACCCUCGUAAAUGCUGAUAAUAAUGGCUUGGGAGCACCUGCAACUGGUGAUGGGCCAAAGGGUCCGUUUACAAAUCAAGCAGGUUCCUUAGCCUACUAUGAAAUUUGUAGCAUGAGAUUAAAUGUCGUAUCAGACAAUGCAGUUAUGGCUCCUUAUGGAUUUAAUAAGACAACAUGGGUUUCGUUCGAUGAUCCAAUGAGCUUGAUAUAUAAAGUGAACACUCAAGUAAAAGCUAAAGGAUUGGCUGGUGCCAUGUUUUGGUCACUCGAUACGGACGACUUUAAUGGAAUUUGUUCAAUGGGACGAUAUCCUCUAUUAACAGCAGUGAAAACUGCUUUAGGAGAAUAUAUUCCACCACCUGAACCCACGUUUGGACCAAAGCCAUCUAGCACAACAACAACCUCUACAUCAAAUCCAAUGUCUUCAAGCACCUCUUCGACCACAUCAACCACUGGUGGCAGUACCUGUCGGGGCGUUGGACUUCACGCUUCUAAUCAACGUAUGGUAGAAUGGUGCAAUAAUAACUGUGCCCUUGGUCACUGUCCGGCAACACAUUGUAUAUGUACCUAAAUUAAUUUAAAUGAAUAAAUUAUUUGAUUAUACAUCUUUCUAUAAUUUAUUGUUUUCGAUAUCUCUACCUUUUUGUUUUUAAUCGUAUUUCAUGAGAACCACUUUUUGACAUCAGGUUUGCAAAAUAAUAUUGUGCCAUCCUUCUAAGAUGGCAUUAUUAUAGUUAUUUUUAUUAUUUUUCAUUCUAUAUAGGAUUAUUAAAUAUACAAUUUUGUUCUUAACCUUAACUAAAACGUAAAAUUUUAUAAAACUUGAAUUCAGGGCCGUCGACGGUUUUUUCUUAUUGGAAACAGUCGCUCAACAGACAAUCAAUCGCUCCACACUUUAUCGUUGCCUCCAAGCUUUAACGUAUGCUCCACAUUAAAACAGUUGCUCUAGUAACUUUAACUUAUUAACUUUAAUCCAGCCUAAAUCCUUCACUUUUAAGUAUAUAAGAGCUCUUGUUACUUUUGUUCUUGACAUAUACAAAAUAUAAUAGUGUUUCUCUUUGACAAUUUUGAUCACAAUAUUGAUGAUAUUGUUUCGAAUAUAUAUAACAACACAUAUUAUAUGGGCAAAAUAAUAACAACUAU
This is a messenger RNA of Hydractinia symbiolongicarpus, 6455 nucleotides long. RefSeq lists its product as uncharacterized. NCBI's taxonomy places the organism in Eukaryota, Metazoa, Cnidaria, Hydrozoa, Anthoathecata, Hydractiniidae. The transcript is spliced from 35 exons. Bases 28 to 5883 code for a protein of 1951 amino acids. Gene Ontology annotation, cellular component: extracellular region. The record is from RefSeq and is a predicted model, not a curated record. Gene Ontology annotation, molecular function: chitinase activity; chitin binding. Gene Ontology annotation, biological process: carbohydrate metabolic process; chitin catabolic process.